GAACCGGCCCAAGACGCCUCUCCUCCUCACCUCACCUCAGGAAGCGCACCGUAGGUUCCGGAACACUCCAGAGCCCCGCCGCCGCCGCGCCUCCAUCUCCACCACGCCACGGCCGACCAAGGCGAGGAGGAGAGACCCAUCCAACCAACGAGAGCACUACAAAAAGAAAGGGGAGGAGCCAGAGGCCAUACCACAACUACUACUGCCUCCGGCGGCAGCCCACGGAAUCGUCCUCGCAGCACCAGCGGCUCUCCGGCGACAAGCGCGAGGAAAUGGCCAAGGAAGGAGCUGGAGGCGGCCCCGACUGGAACGGCCUGCUCAAGUGGAGCCUCGCCCACGGCGCCGACGGCACCAACCCGCCCCGCGCGCUCAGCGAGGAGGACAGGAAAUGGUUUAUGGAGGCGAUGCAGGCCAACACAAUUGAUGUCGUCGGCAGGAUGAAGGAGAUCGCCCAGGUGAUGAAAACCCCUGAUGAUGUGUUGCAGUCUCAUGGCGUCACUCCAGGGAACAUUGAAGGUACCUUCACAGAUAUGCUUGAUGAGUUACAAGAGCAUGUGGAAUCCAUUGAUAAUGCAAAUGAUCUUCAUUCUAUUGGUGGACUAGAUCCUCUACUUGGUUACUUAAAAAAUUCACAUGCUGGCAUCCGAGCAAAGGCAGCAGAAGUUGUGAGUACGGUUGUCCAGAAUAACCCAAAAAGCCAGCAACUUGUCAUGGAAUCUAAUGGACUUGAGCCACUGCUGACAAACUUCAGGUCUGAUCCUAGCACGACCGCACGCACAAAAGCUCUGGGAGCUAUCUCUUCUCUGAUUCGUAAUAAUCAGCCUGGGCUUGCCGCAUUUCGUCUAGGAAAUGGCCAUGCUGCACUGAAAGAUGCACUUGGUUCUGAUGAUGCUAGACUUCAGAGGAAAGCGCUGCAUCUCACGCAGUACCUCCUGAACAACAAGGCGGAUAGGAGCGUCGCUGAAGAGAUCGGUCUUCCGAAUCAACUGAUACACCUCGCAUCCAGCGAAGAUUCUGGAGUCCGAGAGGCUGCCCUAGGUGGCCUCCUCGAGCUGGCGCGUGACAAGGCACCAGUUGCCCUCAACGCUCUACCUGACCAAGACAAGCUGAAGGACGUCCUGAGGAGCCGAAUCGAAGGCAUCAGCACAAUGGACGCCGACGACCUCCAAGCAGCCCGUGAGGAGCGGCAACUGGUGGACUCCCUCUGGAAGGAGUGCUAUGGCGAGCCGUCGUCUCUCAGGGAGAAGGGCCUGGUGGUGCUCCCCGGGGAGGAUGAGCCGCAGCAGCCGCCGCCAGACGUCGCGGGGAAGAUGUUCGAGCCGCCGCUCCGUGCGUGGGCCGCACCGAGGCCUUCUUCGGCGGAGGACUCCGAUUCGGCCAGCGGGAAGAAGGAUCCGCCCCUGCUGCUAGGCCCGUGAGGCCGUGACCGUCUCCGUCUCCGGCUCUAGUUCUUGGUGGAACCCAGCGGAUAUUUUGGGAGGCCGAAGAGCGUGCGUUGAUGGUAGAAGUCUAGCGAUUCUACCUGUAGGAACCUUUAUUUGCCCCAAUGGUUGUACUACGCUGGUCAGAUGUGCGGUUGAUUCGAGUGUUUUUUCCUGCAAAUUUCACAGAUGCUUGUGUUAUUAUCCUUUGCCUCUUGAGCGAUGAUACUGCUAUACACUUGUUAUACAGUAGACACAAUCUGCAAGGGAAAGUACACUGAAGUCAUCGAUCA
This is a messenger RNA of Hordeum vulgare subsp. vulgare (domesticated barley), 1714 nucleotides long. Its product is annotated as hsp70-binding protein 1-like. Bases 273 to 1418 code for a protein of 381 amino acids. The transcript has 6 exons. The record is from RefSeq and is a predicted model, not a curated record. Lineage: Eukaryota; Viridiplantae; Streptophyta; Magnoliopsida; Poales; Poaceae.